AUGUUCUGGGCACUCUGCUUCGCUGUCACCGCUUUGCCGUUGGCAUCCGCACUCCCAAUGGCCAGCAGCGACAAUAUCCUCACGGCUAUUCUCCCUCGUUACGAUGAUAUCUCCGACGACGACAUCACGAACAACGGUGGCCAAUUCUCCCACUUCCCGAAGACAGCGAUUAUUGGCAUUGUAGUACCAAUUGUCGCUAUCAGUCUACUCCUUGUCUUCUUUCGCACCGCUCUCUUCGGAGGACUUCCCAGGACCAUGAAUAAUGGCUACGUCAAGACAAGCGACGAUGGGUCAACUAUCUAUCGAGGAGAGAAGUUUGCGCCGUCUCCUUCGAUCAAGCCUCAGAUGGCGACUGUCAAUCCCACCGCAUGGCCAAAUCUUCCCCGUUCACCUCCGCCAGCUUACACGCCGACCUCCUCGCCCAGGUUGAACAAUUCUGCCGCAAGCGAAUGGCCAAGACCUGCUCCAAGGUGA
This is a messenger RNA of Clonostachys byssicola, 474 nucleotides long. NCBI's taxonomy places the organism in Eukaryota, Fungi, Ascomycota, Sordariomycetes, Hypocreales, Bionectriaceae. The record is from the annotation of a GenBank genome assembly.